UUGAUUCGCUUAGAAUAUUCUAAACGUAAACAACAAUUUUGUAAUUUGCCAUUUGCCGCUUUAAUUACCCGGAAAUGUCCAUGCAAAAGGCCAAAGUCAUAAACCAGAAGGAGUACCUCAAAAAGUACCUCUCCGGCGACAAGGAGAAGAAGAAGAAAAAGAAGGAGAAGAAGCACAAGAAGGCCGCCAAGGUGAAAAUCAUCGAUGACGAUGCCUACGAGAACGAUGACCGCGAAAUGGACGAGGACCUGAUACUGGGCGGCGAGGAUGCUCCCCAAAUUGUGGCCGAAUACAUCGAGGACGAUCCCAAUGCGCGCAGCAAGUGGCGCAACAUCGCCGUCAAGGACGAAGUCAAGGAGGAGCACGAGGGAUCCUCGCCAGCACCUGCCAUUCGCAUCAAACAGGAGCCCUUGGAUGAGGAGCAGGAAAUGUGGGGGCGCAAAGCCUCGGUAGUUAAAAUUAAGGAUGAGUUCUCUCCGUCAAGAAGAAGUCCUCCGGUUAAAAUCAAGCAAGAAAGGGAUUUGAGCCCAGUGAGGUCGAAAAGGCAACCGAAACGGGAACCGAGUCCUCACAGGAGGACAAGGGAUCGAUCUCCGAGUCACAGAAGGGCGGAUAGCUCGGAUCAGAGUCCUCCCAGAAGAGGAAGAGAUGCAGAUCAAUCACCACCACGAAGAAAACGUAGAAACUCAAAUCACAGUCCACCAAGAAAAGCCAGAAAUGGCCACCAAUCGCCACCAAGAAGACAAAAAGACAAAGAUCAAUCGCCGGCAAGAAAAAGAAGAGAUUCAGAUCAGAGUCCUCCUAGAAAAAGGAACGAGAAGUCAUCACCAACCAGAAGGAGAAGAGAUUCCGAUCAAAGUCCACCCAGACGUCGUAGAAGUAACUCCGACCAGAGCCCACCCAGAAGAAAUAGGAAUAAGGAUUCAUCUCCACCUAGAAGGAGAAGAGAUUCCGACCAAAGCCCAUCUAGAAGACGUAAGGCCGACAAUCAGUCUCCACCAAGAGGGAGAAGAGAUUCUGACCAGAGCCCGCCCAGAAACAGUAAAGACGACGACCAAUCUCCUGUUCGAAAGAGAAGAGACUCCGAUCAAAGCCCACCUAGAAGACGUAGAGAUGAUAAGCAAUCGCCAGCAAGGAGGCAAAAGAAAAACGAUCAGAGUCCGCCAAGAAGACGACAGAAUGAAGAUCAGUCUCCACCAAGACGAAGACGCAACUCGGACCAAAGUCCGCCCAGAAAACGAAAUAAAUCCCCAAGUAGUCCACCCAGGAACCGUAGAUCAUUUAGCAAGGAUCGCGAUCAAAGUCCUCCGCCCCGUAAUCGCUUCAAAGAAGAGAGGAAGAGUCGCUGGGCCAAGGCGUCGCCUAGCAAAUCACUUUCACCGCCACCCACGCACAAGCCCAAAUCCACCAAGACUCUAGAUGGCAAGAAAGCAGGGCUGCAGGAUGCGCAAUCCUUAAAAAAGGAAACAGACGAAAGGCGGCGACAAGAGCAUGAUCUGUUCGAGAAAAUGUCAACGGAGAUUUCUGGCCGGGAUGGGGAGGUACAGAUGCGGAGCACUGGAAGAAAGGGUCGCAGGGCACGGGAUGCAGCCAACGAGGAUCCCGCCGAACAGCGCCGCAAGGAAGAGCAUGAGAAGAAAAAGAAGGAGCUGUAUGAUCGUUGGGGCAAGGGCCUAAAGCAAAUAGAAGAUCGAAAUACCCGCCUCGAGGAGAUGGCCCAUGAAGCCUCCAAGCCGGUGGCGCGCUACGCCAACGACGAGGAUCUGGACAGGCAUCUCAGGGAGCAGGAGCACGCUGACGAUCCGAUGCUGGACUAUAUGCGCCAAAAGCGCAAGAAACGCGAUCAGCUGGACAAUAAGCCGGUAAUGCCCAAGUAUGAGGGCAGCUUUCCAGAGAAUCGCUUCGGAAUCCGGCCCGGAUAUCGCUGGGAUGGCGUGGAUCGAUCCAAUGGCUAUGAGCAGCGGUGGUUCGACAAGCAGAGCGAACGCCGGGCGAUGCAGGACGAGGCCUACAAGUACAGCGUGGAGGAUAUGUAAAUGUUCAAACCCAUUAAUUCCUCACUUGUUGCAAUAAAGAUUUCACAACUGCCUGUAA
Drosophila gunungcola (fruit fly) is the source of this 2094-nucleotide messenger RNA. RefSeq names its product BUD13 homolog. NCBI's taxonomy places the organism in Eukaryota, Metazoa, Arthropoda, Insecta, Diptera, Drosophilidae. Gene Ontology annotation, cellular component: U2-type spliceosomal complex; RES complex. Gene Ontology annotation, molecular function: RNA binding. The coding region runs from base 75 to 2036 and encodes 653 amino acids. Gene Ontology annotation, biological process: mRNA splicing, via spliceosome. The record is from RefSeq and is a predicted model, not a curated record. The transcript has a single exon.